GUGUAACAAACAAUUUGAGGCCAUGAAAGAGGCAUGCAAUGCGAAAAUUGCAGCUGCCAAACUGGAAAAGCAAAAGACAUCUGAAAAGGUUGCUCUACAGAAUGCUGAUGGUUCCAUACAGAAAGUCUCUGUUUCAAAAGCCAAAUCUGAUGUUCCUGCUACAAACCAUUCUGAUAAAAAUGUGGCAGAAUCUCCAAAAGGCAAACCAGAUGUGGAUUCACAGUCUAAAAACGAUGCUCACGUCCAAACCAUGAAGUUAGUUGUUGUGGAAAAGGAUGAGAAAGAUGCUGUAAUUUUACAAGACUCACCCAUCCCCACCUCCAAACUGACCAAUAAGAAUGAGACUCUUAAGAAAUCAGCCAAUGAAGAAGUUCCAGAAGCAGUGGUGGAUGUUAAAGCACAGGCUUCAAAGGCCGCAGAUACUGUAAUGGAUGAAGCAGGGAUUUUAGACCCAAAGGAAGAUGAAAUGGGGAUUGGAGAUGAGAGGGAGGAAGAUGCCAACAUUGAGGACAGGAAAGAGGAAGACGCUGCAAUUGGGAAGGAAGAUGCCAUUAUGUACGACAAUGAGGGCGAGAUAGAAAAACAGCUGUCCAAGAUUAAAGAUGAAAAUCAAGGUGCUGGUCAAGAUCUAGAGGAUGAUGUGGCAAAUUAUAACGGUGAUGAUGACAACCAACCGGAGUCUGAGGAUGAGAAGCAGGCAGAGCUUGCAGAGAUGUAGUUCCUGAUCACAUGUGUCUGCUGACAGCAACAAUUCCUCCAGCUAAAGACAGACACAGACUCUUAUUAGUGACUGUUCUGAACCUCUCAACGGUUGGAGAAGACACCUGCUGUAAAGACUGAUUUGUUCUGGGUGAAUACUGCACUACUGUGUAAUGAAGGAUAUGAAUCGCAUCCCUCUUACCAGGACAGGCAUGGGGAAAACAUUCUUUUUCUAGUACUGAUUUUAGGUUAAACUUGAAUGUAACUACUGCUCUUAUGACAUCGAGCCUUUAAAUGAAUGCAUCAUAGUGAAUUUUCCUUAUUAAGUGAAAGAUGCUUUGUUCUUAAACAAAAGCAACAGCUGGUCUUAACGGUUUUGUGUUCUAUUUUGAUGUCUAAUCAUUUUAGCUGCUGAAAAAUGCAUAGGAAUAUUAGAUGUUUAGAAGACACUUAACACUCAUUUAACAGUGCAAUCCAGUCCUUUAUUUGCUGUAAAAAGUUACAUUUGUUUAUAUAAGAAUUGCAUUUUAAUUUCUUUUUAAUAUGUCAUGUUGGGAACUGAAAUAUUUUUUAAUAUGGGUUUCUCACUGAA
Sinocyclocheilus grahami is the source of this 1291-nucleotide messenger RNA. RefSeq lists its product as uncharacterized. The transcript has 5 exons. Lineage: Eukaryota; Metazoa; Chordata; Actinopteri; Cypriniformes; Cyprinidae. The record is from RefSeq and is a predicted model, not a curated record. Bases 23 to 718 code for a protein of 231 amino acids.